UAAAAGUCCAAUUUCCUAUUAUCUGGAAUCAGAAUUUCAAUAUGAUUUUUCUUUUCUGGUAACACCUCCUGGAAGCUGGCAACAUUCUCGCUGUCUCCGUUUCAGCAAAAUGUGGGUCCCUAACAUGCCCGUAACCAUCGUCAGUGCGAUAGCGGCCGGCGCCGGCGCAAUCUGCAUAUUCAAAGACCUGUAUGGCGGCACCCCGUACGACAGAGCUGCGCGGGCGCACAACAAGACUAUUGUGAUCACAGGCGCCAAUGAUGGCAUCGGCAACGCUGCUGCUUGGGACUUCGCCAGAAGAGGCGCUAAGGUGUUCAUGGCGUGUCGGGAUAUGGAAAAGUGCGAGGCAUCCCGCAAAGAAAUCGUGUUGGAGACAGGGAACAAAUAUGUGUACUGUCGACCUUGCGACCUGGCUUCGUUGGAUUCCGUCAGGCAGUUCGUUGAGAGGUUCAAAACCGAAGAGCCCCGCAUCGACGCCCUGGUGACCAACGCGGCGGUCAUGGAGCCCCCGGUGACGGUCACCAGAGACGGGUUCGAGGCCCAUUUGGGCAUCAAUCAUUUAGGCCACUUCCUGCUUACCAAUCUGCUGCUGGAUACUUUGAAGGCCUCGGCCCCCAGUCGGGUAAUAGUUGUAACCUGCAGCGGGCACAAAAGCGGGAAACUAAACAAGGACAACCUCAACCUCACGGGCGAGUACUCCGGCUCAGCCGCGUACGCGCAGAGCAAGCUCGCCAACUUGCUGUUCGCUAGCGAAUUAGCUAAGAGGACGUUGGGUACAGGGGUAGCCGUGGUGGCCGUGGACCCGGGGCUGACCGACACAAACCUGAGCCGGCAUCUCCCGAUGUCCAAGAGCUGGUCGCGGUACAUCAUCUACCCCCUAUUCUACCCCAUCAUGAAAACCCCCAAAAUCGGGGCUCAGGUCAUAGUGCACGCUGCGUUGGACCCCAAACUUCAAAAAUGCGUAGGAGAUUACUAUGUCCAGAUGAUGAGAGCCGAGCCAUCAGAAGAAGCGCAGAACUUCGAGCUGGCCCACUGGCUGUGGAAGGUCAGCGAGAAGUGGACGAGAUUAGACCAGCACAGAGCUGAGUUAGCCAAGGCAGCAUAGACAACACUAGUUUUUAAAGCGACAUAAACAAGGACUGUGAACUAUAGACAAGUGGCGAGCGUAGCCACAUGAGAUAGAAAUACAGCACAAUACAGCUGUUUUUAGGAAAAUACACAACGUUUACUCUAUACAUCCUUACCCUGGACUUAGUAAAAGCCAGUACGCAAAGAUCCGCUCUGUCCCGUUUCUUUUAAGUCUCUUCUUUUAUGUAGAAAACACGAUGUCUGUAGUUUUCUCUGUCUUCUAGUUUAUGAAGCGGCACAGACAAAGGACAGUGUAGUUUAAGACAAUGUUUUCUCAAAACAGUGUUUUAGAAAUAUAGUUAAUAUUGUUUGUGCAAUGGAUAUUUUGUGAUUUUAUGAUUCAGUGAUGCAUUUUUUGAAGACGGUGUGCAUUUGUAACUGUUAAUUAGUUUGUUAUUAAUAAAUUAGUUUCAUGUAAAAAAAAAA
Molecule: messenger RNA, 1554 nt
Organism: Plodia interpunctella (Indianmeal moth)
Lineage: Eukaryota; Metazoa; Arthropoda; Insecta; Lepidoptera; Pyralidae
Product: retinol dehydrogenase 13-like
Exons: 8
Coding region: 110-1105 (331 amino acids)
Source: RefSeq, a predicted model, not a curated record